Molecule: messenger RNA, 1771 nt
Organism: Capsella rubella
Lineage: Eukaryota; Viridiplantae; Streptophyta; Magnoliopsida; Brassicales; Brassicaceae
Product: pentatricopeptide repeat-containing protein PNM1, mitochondrial
Exons: 1
Coding region: 44-1612 (522 amino acids)
Molecular function (GO): protein binding
Source: RefSeq, a predicted model, not a curated record
ACUCUCUCUCUGGUUACUAAUUUUCUCUCACUAAUAUCAGAAAAUGCCGCCGUCGUUACCGUCUCUGCAACUCCGGCGACUGCUCCUCCGCACUAUCGGCUCCUCCUCCUCCUCCGCUAAUAUUCUCCAAUCCCAGUCACGGCUCAUUUCUUCCACACCAUCUUUUUCUCCUCUACCGCCUUCCCGUCCCUCAAUAUUCUCAACAUUUCCUUGUAGAUUCUUCUCAUCUGAAACAAAUGCGGAUUCAGAAUCUUCAGAUCCGAAUCAGAUUGCUCUCUCUUUCUCCAAGGAGCUCACUGGGAAUCCAGAGGCGGAGUCUCACUCUAUUUCUCAGAGAUUCAAUCUCAGCUUCUCCCACAUCACGCCGAAUCCGGAUUUGAUUCUUCAAACACUGAAUCUGUCCCCUGAAGCUGGUCGCGCUGCUCUCGGGUUUAACGAGUGGUUGGAUUCGAGCAAUGGCUUCUCUCAUACGGAUGAGACAGUUUCGUAUUUCGUCGAUUACUUCGGUCGUCGGAAGGAUUUCAAAGGAAUGCUAGAGAUCAUCUCGAAAUACAAAGGUAUCUCCGGAGCUAAAACACUUGAGUCUGCGAUUGAUAGGCUGGUUCGAGCUGGUAGACCUAAGCAGGUCACUGAUUUUUUCGAGAAAAUGGAGAACGAUUACGGGUUGAAACGUGACAAAGAGUCACUGACGUUGGUUGUGAAGAAGCUUUGUGAGAAAGGCCAUGCGAGUAUCGCGGAGAAGAUGGUGAAGAACACUGCCAAUGAUAUUUUUCCUGAUGAAAAUAUUUGUGAUCUGUUGAUUAGUGGUUGGUGUACUGCUGAGAAACUUGAUGAAGCAACUAGGUUAGCUGGUGAGAUGUCUAGAGGAGGAUUUGAGAUAGGAACCAAAGCUUAUAACAUGAUUCUUGAUUGCGUUUGCAAGCUUUGUAGGAAGAAAGACCCGUUUAAGCUUCAACCUGAAGUAGAGAAGGUUUUGCUCGAAAUGGAGUUCCGCGGUGUGCCCAGAAAUACAGAGACUUUCAAUGUGUUGAUUAACAAUCUUUGUAAAAUAAGGAGAACCGAAGAAGCCAUGACAUUGUUUGGUAGGAUGGGUGAAUGGGGUUGUCAACCAGACGCUGAGACAUACCUUGUUCUGAUUAAGAGUUUAUAUCAAGCAGCUAGGAUUGGUGAAGGAGAUGAAAUGAUCGAUAAGAUGAAAUCAGCUGGAUACAGUGAGUCUUUGACUAAGAAAGAGUAUUACGGUUUUUUGAAGAUAUUGUGUGGGAUUGAGAGGCUUGAGCAUGCCAUGAGUGUGUUCAAGAACAUGAAAGCGAAUGGAAUCAAACCUGGGAUCAAAACUUAUGAUUUGUUGAUGGGGAAAAUGUGUGCGAAUAACCAGCUAACUAGAGCUAAUGGUUUGUACAAAGAAGCAGCUAAGAAAGGUAUCGCUGUUAGCCCCAAGGAAUACAGAGUCGAUCCACGGUUUUUGAAAAAGAAGACCAAGGAAGUGGACAGCAAUGUGAAGAAGAGAGAGACGUUACCUGAGAAAACCGCGAGGAAGAGGAGACGGCUCAAGCAGAUCAACAUGAGUUUUGUUAAGAAACCGCACAACAAGAUGAGACGAAGAAUGUGAUGCUGAUGAUCUUCAACAUCUGAUAGAAUUAUUUAAAGAUUAUUAUGGUCUGUGUUCUUUCCUUUUUUAUGAUUUUGUAAGGAGAAUUCUUCUUUUUGCUUGGUCACGAGCAAAUAGCUCCAAUAAUUUUGGUUUGCCUCAAUGCAUCGUUUACCCAGA